Molecule: messenger RNA, 14782 nt
Organism: Ornithodoros turicata
Lineage: Eukaryota; Metazoa; Arthropoda; Arachnida; Ixodida; Argasidae
Gene: hiw
Product: E3 ubiquitin-protein ligase MYCBP2-like
Exons: 77
Coding region: 345-14672 (4775 amino acids)
Biological process (GO): axon guidance; regulation of synaptic assembly at neuromuscular junction
Cellular component (GO): nucleus; plasma membrane
Molecular function (GO): ubiquitin protein ligase activity
Source: RefSeq, a predicted model, not a curated record
CACAUUGUGUGACGUUUACUGGUGCCGCUGCUCUGUGAUCGUCCGUGUUUUCCGGAGGAUUUGGAACGCCACAACCUUAAAAUCGAAGGAUUUUCAUCAAAACCCGGGCGCAUUCGCGCCGCUGGCCCGGGGCCACCCGAAGGCAUAAUGCAAGUUCGGUAGUUGUGGUGAAAUAUGUCUCAAAAUUGCGUCAAGCCCUCUCGGACAGCGUCGCAUCUACGCACCGAGUCUAGCCGGCAGUGAUGUGCUUGUUCGAGAAGCAUCAAGAUUUUGACGUUUUGUGGUGUAUAUUUAGAUUGAAAACUUUAAGCUUUUUCUAGGUAGGGCUUUAAAAAAGUAAAACCAUGGCAGCAUCAGCCGUGCAAUUCGUUCAAGUUGGGGCAAAACCGCAGUUCAGCAAGCAGUUCAACAUGCGUCGGACACUUCCGCACGCAUGCUGUAUCGACGUCAGCGAAGGUACAUUGCAAAAAGAGUUCCACGAGAUGUUCAGGAUGCCCGUAGAAAAAAAAAAAGCAGACAAGAAGAAUAAGAAGAAGGCCAAGAACCUCAAAGAACGACGGAAGUUUAAGCAAAGCAAGAUAGCCGACGUUCAGCCGUGGAGGGCACCGGUCCUGGAAAUCCGUGGCAACCCAUCCCCCUUUGCAGUAUUCACAAACGUGCGUCAGUGCAUUCUGGUCAAACAUCUCCGGGACUCUGCGUGUUACUUUUACUGGGCGUCCCUCACCUCACACCGGGGGUCGACGGACUCCGAUUCGGACACCGAGCACGACGGAGGAGCAGAAGGCGCAAACGACGAACCGCGCUCCAUCUCCAAGAUGGUGGGCAUCGGCCUGUGCAGCAUGUUCGAGUUGAUGCGAGAGAGUCGAAUGACGCAGCCUACUUUGUGUCUUGCUGUCUUACGAGCCUUGCUCGACGUUUUGCAAGGACAGCAACCUGAAGGAUUCAGGACAGAACCACCAGAAGUCAUUGACAAACUCUACGACCUUCUACUGGAUUUGGCAACUGCUACACCGCCAGUGCUGGAAGCACCUCACACGAGUGACACGGAACAAGUGUUAUCCCAACUGACAUCGUAUGCGUGCGCGUGCCUUCUCAGCCUUGUCGUUGCAAAGGGUGACACGGCCAAGCUACUUGGAGCGACCUCUUCUCUCCUGAUGAGUCCCCGGAGCCUAACCUUAGACGAGAUUCCUACACCAAACAUUCUUAUAGCACUACAGAAAAGCGUACAGGCCGUUCUACUCGGCAAGACAAGGCGUCCCGACUGGCUGACACACGGUGUGCCGUGGGCAGCACACUGCCAAACAUUUUCGCUUAAAAUUCCAAAGCUUCCCGGAACAGCAAAAUCAGCAUCGUCGAUAUCAUUACCACAGUGCUUCAUCACAUUGGAUGGGAAGUUCUUGUAUGUCUUCAGGCAGGGAGUGCUGCAUAAAUUUGGAUCUGGCUUUGGUGGCACUCUGAAGGGCGAACUGCUUCAGAGCCAAUCUGUAGAAGGUUCUGGGUGGAUAGGAGUGGUACAGGGAAACCUGUACGUUCAUCGUUCCACGCCAUUAACAUGCGAGUUUCUGAAGGUAGACACAGAGACCCUAAAAGUCAAGGAAGUGAUAGAACUACAUGAAAAUGGCAGGAAUGCGUUUUUCAGUGAUGGCGAUUCCCUCGGUCUCAUAACAUCUUCCAAGGACGACAGCUUCGUGAUCAGAAUGUACAAACCCUCGUCGUCAGGCUUGUCAUGCACAACAGAACUCAACCUGAAGCUGGCGCGCAAGUGUGUACAGGUCUUCGGCUCCGGGAUGUUCUCUGAGGAUGCUGGAAACCACAUGCUGAAUAUGGGGUCGGACGAAGAUCCCGUUUCCAUCAUGUGCGGAAAAGACUUUGCCCUAGCCAGGACGUCGCCUGGAAAGAUACUUUACACCGGCAAGGCCCAGAGCCUCGGAAUCAAACAAGGGGGACCCCCGUUCGGCAAAUGGGCUGAACUCACGGUCACAAAAGCUCCCAAGAUGGUGGACUGCUCUGUGGGCCACGACGGACUCCAUGCACUGCUGGUGGCCGAGGAUGGAUCCGUAUUUUUCGUAGGGAUGGCGCGGCGUGGUGAAGACGGUGAUCAAGGCAAGGGAAGACGACAGCCCAAACCAACCAAACCAAAGAAAAUGUUCAAGCUCGAGGGACAGUGCGUGGUGUCGUCUGCCUGUAAUAACGGUACGAGCGCCGUGGUCACAAGAGAUGGGGAACUGUACAUGUUUGGAAAGGACGCCACUCACGCCGAGCAUGCAACUGGUCUGAUGGCAGACCUGAAAGAGGUGACUCAAGUGUCGCUGGGAAAAGCCCACGCUGUGGCCAUCACGUUGGAGGGCCAUGUGUACACGUUUGGAAUCAACCACAAGGGACAGUGCGGAAGGGAGUUCACCCAUAGUGGAGCCAAAGAAGUGCCAACGCUACCGCUGGCACUGUCAGCCCCUUCCGGUGUGGGAACCGCAUCUGGUGGUACAAUGGGAGAAGAGGAAGAUGAAGAGCUGGAGUCUGAAGACCCAGAAGUAGUGUGCCCUCCAGGGAAGCACCGUUGGAAGCACAACCACUGUAUGGUGUGCACUGUAUGCGGAGAAUGCACCGGCUAUGGACCAAGCUGCAUUGCCAGCGGGAGGCCUGACCGUAACCCAGGCUUGCCUUGUGGAUGUGGAGCAGGAGACUCAGGCUGCGAAGAGUGUGGCUGCUGUCGAUCCUGUGCUAGAGAGGAAGAUUACGAGGCAGAAGUGGCUGCAGCGUGGGCAGCUCCAGGUGAUGCAGCUGGAGCAGCUCCGCCACCUGCCCUUCUAGACAACAAGCAGGCUGACAUUAUAAUUUUUGACAUGCGUUAUGGUGGUCGUGCUGGGGCUCGAUUAGAAGACAAACUGCGCCGAAGAAUUGAAGAGUACCGCACCCACCAUAGACGGAAACAAGCGAUUCACGCUAUUAAAGCUGGAGUUCUCAAGGGGGCCAGUGGAGUUGUCCUGGGCCCCAGUUCCAUUCCACCGCUUCCAUUCAGGGCGGCUCUUGGUGCAGAUCUUCCUCACAAAGCUCCUUCUGGAGCCUUACUCACAGACGACGCUGUAGGAAGUGACCACGAGCGCGAGGCGUCGAAGCUAACAUCUUUGCCUCCUGCACGUCUCUGUUUACCAUGUGAUAGCCCAGUCAUUCAGGCUGCUUGCGGCAUGCACCAUACUGUACUCCUCCUUCAGAAUGGGCAAGUGUACACCUUUGGAAGCAAUCAGCAUGGGCAACUGGGCCAGGGAGACCUUCUUCUUCGAGGCACCCCAUCUCUAGUGCUGAUGCCAUCACCAGUAACUCAAGUAGCAGCCGGGAGUAAUCAUACAGUGAUGCUAACUGCCACUGGUCAAGUGUACACAUGUGGGAAUUACCAGAAAGGACAACUAGGGCGAGGCCCAGGGGCCGAAGAAGGAAGGAGACGGGGAAACAGGGACGCUGGACCGUGGCACGCAUGUCCCGGUGCAGUCCCGGGUAUUGAAGUGAAGCAGGGUCGGCGUGCCACAUGGGUGGGAGCGUCGGGCGACCACACGUUUGUCAAGUUGGACGAGUUCCUGACCAGCGCGAGCAGUCUAGCCCAGUGUAGCGUUGUUGCCAACAAGAACUGCAUUGGAGUCAUUCCAAAAGAUACAGAACAAGUGUCCAAGUUCAAAUGCCUCAUGAUCAACAAAGCCGACGGAACAUGCAGAGGGUUCAACUCAGCAGAACAGAUGGAUUUCAAGAACCACGCCACAAGCUUUGACAGCGUCUACAACAUUCUGUGGAGCUUGAAUCAAAGAACACACGAAGUGAGCUACUACAGUGUGAUUGCCGGUGAAGCCAUUCCCCUGAGCACGUCCCUCGAAGGGCUGGAACCACCUGUGUAUCGCCUGCCGGGACCCCUAGGCCCCGAGCUCUGUGUCCCAGGUGUAGCGGGGCACCCUGUGGGACGAUCGCAGGCUGCACUUUACCUGCUCGCAUGCUUGGACGUGCUAACUGCCGCACAGGAACGGGAGCUGCGGGUUCGUGAUGAUGAACAGGCCCGACAUCAGGGGUUGUCCAGGGCUCACGCUCGGGAAGAUUUCUCUGCCGUUAACCGCUUCGAGAGUCAUGGAGGAGGAUGGGGUUACUCCGGCCACUCCAUUGAAGCCAUUCGCUUCAUGACCGACACCGACAUCCUUCUUGGCGGCUUUGGACUCUUUGGUGGCCGCGGAGAGUACACUGCAAAGUUGCGGCUGUUUGACAUUGGUGUUGAAGGCGGGGAACAGGAGACGGAUGGGGAACUGCUGGCGGAGACGGAGGAGAUGCCGUACGAGUGUGGAGCAAGGCACAAGUACCCCAUGCUGUUUGAGGAGCCCAUCCCGCUGCAAGCGAACCGCUGGUACGUAGCCUGGGCUCGCAUCUCCGGUCCGAGCAGCGACUGCGGAUCGGGUGGCCAAUCCAUCGUCACAACAGAAGACCAGGUGGUGUUCUACUUCAGGAGCUCAAUGAAGUCGAACAAUGGGACGGAUAUCAAUGCUGGCCAGCUGCCUCAGCUUCUCUAUCGGGUCAUCACCCCGGACAUUCAGUCAUCGAGUCGUCCCUCCGAACACUCUGAGCCCGUCUUGAUUCUGAGCAAUCGCUUCUCGAAGACGGUGACCCCCGAGUGCUUUCAUUCCUUGUUGCGUCUGCUGCGCUGGAGCUGGCAGAGCUUCAAAGGUGGCCUUUGUGAUGCCAUGGAAGGGGUUGGGUCUGCUGACAGAGCCCUACUGCUGGACCUUGGCCGCCUCCUGUACAUUUGCGCAGCGUCACUUCAUCUGCUUCGGAUUUACAUAAAUGAAGUCUACACUGCAGGACCAUUUGCCAAGAAAAUGACCCCUGAGUCUCAGCGUGUCGCCGAGUGCAUAGCAGAUGCGAGGACUCUCCUCCAACUGAUUCUCUCCGACCGUGGCAAGAUCAGUUUGGCCGACCUUUCCCCUACAGACUCGCACCACAACUGCACUGAUGUGGAUGAAAGUGGUGCUUCCUUGCUAGAAACCUGCGUUGCGAUGCAGGCCACACUCCUGGAUGAGUGCGACAUGGCAUUCAUGUCGUGCUAUCACGCCUUCUACCCUAGCACAACGCUCAAGUGGCGCGGUCUUUGUGACUUGCUGCUUACUCUAGGCAGGCAACCAUGCUCAUCAGACACGGGUACGAGCGAUCGCCUGCUAGCAGCCGUGCUUGCCUCUCUGUGCUCCCCAAUUGUCCGUCUAGUAUCCUUGCUUCCUCCGUGCCUGGACCGAGACGUUCGCCCUUCGGAGGGAACCAGCAGUGGCGGGGCAAAUUCUUCGCCUUCCCCAGAAACACCUGUUUCGGCUGGAGGAGACCUUGUCCCGACUGAUCUGAUUGUGGUGCAAGACUAUGCUCCAGACUCUUCCAUGCUGUAUCCCGUGCUGGUUGACACAAUGAAUCGCAGGACAGAUAAAGAAGGACGUCGGCCGGGGCCUUGCAGUUUUCGUGAGGUCUUGCAGUGCCUCCUGGACAUAGUCGUCGGCCCUGUACAUAGUAUCUUGAAGAAUGAGCCGUUGAAGCACUCUAAAAAGUUGGUGUCUAGUACGUGUGCAUUCCUAUCAGCGGUCGUAGCAGAACUUUCCUCACAGACCAUUGGUUGUGUGGUGGACGUGCAACGCGCUACGCGGCAAGCACUCCACUGCACGCCGUCACGGUUCACACGUGUGAGCCAGAAUCGCACGUGGAACACCGGCAAUGGAUCGCCCGAUGCCAUCUGCUUUAGUGUCGACCGUUCCAACAUUCUUCUAGCCGGAGUCUGCAUCUACGGAGGAGUGGGCAAUGAAUGGCAUUAUGAGCUUGAGCUUCUUGACGAUAGUGGAAGUGGGGGUGAUCCUUCACACACACAGCGCUGGAAGACACUCGAUGUCACACGAGGCACCUUUGGACCAGAGGACUGCUAUGGCGAUGUUGCUGAACUCAAGUUUGACAGGCCUAUUCCGAUCAAGGAAAACGUCAAGUAUGCGUUACGUCUCCGAAAUCACGGGGCUCGCACCAACAACGGUGAUGGCGGGCUCACGCAAGUGAAGGGUCCCGAUGGCACACUGUUCACAUACAGUGACUGUUCACUCAGUUUCAAUGGCACAAACCAUACGCGAGGUCAGAUACCGCAGAUUCUGUACUACAGCACACCACUUGACACUGAGAGUCAACAGGCAUCUAGGGACCUUGCAGAGCUUCAGGCACGACGGAAUGCUCUUAGCAUCUGCAGUGCAAUUGUAAAAGCCAGUGCGCAACUUCUUUCUGAAGCAGUUGCCAAAGAAGAUGACAAAAUUGUUCAAGGCGUCGGAUCUUCUCUUCUGAUGACACAGCUUCUGCCUCUUGUUCUGGCUCAUCUUUGUCCCAUGGCAUCGACAGAUGCAAGAAGUGCAGUGGAAGUGUUGGAUAUGGUUCAGAAGCUACUCAAGUGGGUGGCAGUUCUGAAUCAGAGAAGCAAAGCCCCAAUAGGUGAUUCGUCUAUGCCAGCAGAUCCCUCUCAGGAAGGGUCUGAGCGUGUGCAUUACGCUGUCGUUGAGAGUGACCACCCUUACAAGCCAUCCACUGUCUCAGUUUACAAGGUUAAAUUUCCACCAACUGUGCGUUGGAUGGCACUUGAGUUUGACCCCCGUUGUGGCACUGCCCAAGCGGAAGACUGCCUUCAUCUGUACAUCACCAACGGAAGCAAAGGUCAGCGACCUAGUGUGCCUGCAGAUGACAGGGCUGACGAGGACGACGAAGAAAGCAGUCCUUAUUGGCCCGUGCUGCGAAAAUUUGGUGGCUCGAUGGACUGGCCGAGCACCGCUACCAUUGUUCCAGGAAAUGAGGUUGUUUUCUCACUGGAGACGGCCUCAGAUUAUGUGAAAGAUGAGAAAGCCAACAACUAUGGUUUCCGCUGCCAAGUAACAGGGUACGAAGGAAUGGCAAACUGUGGAACUACCCCGUCCUCCUGCCCAUCCGAGGGCUUGAAGCACCUGGAGAAAGAGCUAGCCUACCUUGGUGGCAUGUGCGCUGCAUCACUCCUUCGCAGGGACCUCAUCUUACCAGCCGUGUCAUCAAGCGAAGUGGAGGAAGACUUGGAUCUGGUUGACUACCUCGCUCAUCAGGUUUUUGACAGCCACUCAAUGCUCCUGUCCCGUGGCUUUGCUCUGGCACAUCCUCCAACGAUCCAACAGGCGUUAGAAGGAAUGCUUCCAUUCAGCGAUCAGUCCAAUGAGAGACCUUUUCUCAGGGACUUUGUGGCUUGCAACCCUGGAACAAGUGGUGGACGUCUUGCAAGAUGGCUUCAGCCAGAGUCGUAUGUUGACCCCAAGCAGUGCGAACUCGUCUGCAGUCAGGAAGAGUUGAAGUGCGGAUGGCCUUCGGUAAUCACAGUAGUGACAAAGGACCAGUACUCAAAAGUGGUUAGGGUCCCCAACAUGAAGGUGGAAGUACGUGCUGUGCCCAUGAACACUUACAACAAGGAUGGUUUGUCGAGUCCCUGUCGGAAACUCUCUCACCAGUCAAAGACCGAUGGAGGUUGCCUAACCUUCGGAGGUCACCCAGCACCGGCUUUAGACAUUCCUUAUGAGGUCACCAUCAAGGAUAAGAUGCUCUAUCAUGCCAUAUCUGUAAUGAAGCCAUACGAAGAAUACUCCUUCGAAGAGUUGCGAUUUGUGUCUCCGACGAAAAAGCGCCUGAUCGAGACUAUGCUGGUGCGUGCCAACAACGAUGGCACCUAUACUGCCAACUGGACCCCAGGAUCGGUAGGGUGGUACUUGUUACAUGCCACCAUUGACAGUUUCGAAAUUGGAAGCUCCCAGUGUCACCUGGUAGAAGUAAAGGAACCCCCUCAUGGUCUCGUCAUCCCGACCAGAAGUUUCUCACAAAAAUCGAGUCAUCAGCCAAACAAAACAAGAAAGUUCUUCGCAAAAUUCAGUGCCGGUCUCCGUAUCCGUAGCCAUCCGUCCUUGCAGAGCAAGCAAAUUGGAGUCAUUCAGGUUAAUGGAACAGUCACAUUUAUUGACGAGCUUCACAAUGACGAUGGCGUCUGGGUACGGCUCAGUCCCGAGACAAUAAAGACUUACUGUCAGAACGGCUACUCCGAGGCUUGGUGCUUGCAGUACAACCAGCACAUUGGAAAAACGCUGCUGAUUCCCAUCGAGGAACCCAAGUCUGUUCUCGAAGAAUUCUUCAGCGACAAGGUGACACUCAAGAAGAAGGAGGAAACUAAACUGAUAAGAAGAGGGCCAGGGUUGUACCACGUAGUGCGCUGUGGUGCAUCAGGUCACAACGUCAGGAGCAAGCCUAACCUCAAGGCACCUCCCGUAGGAAUGCUUGUCCUAGGCAACACGGUAACAGCAGUCGAAGACAUCAGCAACGCGGAUGGGGUUUGGCUACGGCUCAGCCGCGACAGCAUGAAGCACUACUGCUUCAGUUCUGACGGAGAGGCCUGGUCCCUGGCACGAAAUGCUUCGUCGGUGGAAGUGGUGUACCUGAGGCACGAGUCUGAAGUGAUGCAAUCCGACGAAAGUGAUGAAGAUGGUUUCAAGGGAACGUCACGCUCCAGGUCCCAGAGAGCAAGUGAAGAUGGUGUGACUUCCUCUGCAGCGCCAGCGUCUAAAGGAUAUGACUUUGGGUCUAUAGCACCUUCGUCGGGUAUGCAGGCACCACUUCAACUUUGUGGAUCAGGUAGCCCAAGUAUCUUUACAUUUGGAAGUGGAACUUCUGACCAGGAGGGAGGUUCUUCAGGAUCUGCGAGUCCCUUCAUAUUCGGCUCUCCAGCUUCUACGCCGUCUACAUCGAUGAAUACUCUCACCGAACCGGAGCACACCAAGUACUCGGACCACCUUGAUUCCCUCACCUCAAGCAGUUCAGCAAAUGUGUGUCCACAUCGUUCUCCAACUUCUCGACCACGCCGACAAGUUGGAACAUCCCCGCCGGUCGCAGCAGCGUCACCGCCUCGCGCCAUCCCACCGGAACUACGGGGCGUCUCCGUGCGGGAACUUGUCCGCGCGAUAGGUGAGAGCCGUGCCAACGGGAACGGCGUCACCCCUCCUCACACGCCACCGAGCACGCCACCCGUCAGGCGCCGAGGUUCGUCGGCGAGUACGGAAAUGGCGCGUUCCUCUAGCCCCGUCCCAAUACCUGGAUCGUCCCCAGUGCCGAGCUCCUACUCCGACUCUGUCAUGGGAAGAUCUGACUCGGGGGGCUCACCAAUGAUGUCCGGCAGCGGCGUAGUUCUUCGUGACAACUGGUCAGAAUCUGGUGGGUAUAAGAGAAGAGGCUCAUCUCCGAGACGAGCGUCAAUCCAGAGUGCAGGAAGCGUAAGUUCACUGGGCAGCUUCUUCCGUGAGCUCCGCGACACAUCAGCGACUGGUUGCAUUGGUUGUAUAACUCAACGUACCACCGACAGCCCAAUCAGUACCCCUGGAACUCCCAAAAAGGAAUGCCUGUCUCCGAAUCCAUCCUCAAAGUCCUUCGCGCAAACUGGAACCCAGACUAGCCCAGAAACCGGGGUUCGUGGGCACUUCAGCAUAGGCAGCGGCGGCAGGGGUGACGAAAGCCCCCGCGCUUCUUCGAAACUGUCACGCCGAAGCCCGGCGGCAAGCGGCCGUCACACGCUGCGGACAAAGCGUGACCGUCCGCACUCCCCUGCUGAAACGGCCCAGUGCAGCACCCCUGCGGAGGUCGUCCAUGAGGCCAUGUCCCCUUCCGUAGCCGAGUGCCUGCGUGCUGUCUUUGCUGCUCUGCUGUGGCACGAAGGAGUGGUCCACGACGCCAUGGCAUGCGCGUCUUUCUUGAAAUUCAACCCCGAGCUUCCAAAGAUGGGCCAGGGAUCCAGGAGGGGCGUAGUGACAUCCUCCGCUGCCGCUCCGCUCACGAAAGAGCAGAAGGCGCGGUUCCGCCACUCCGUUGAGGUGUCUUCCCCCGGCUUGCUGCACCUUCAGAAACUCGAGCUGCUGCCACAACAUGAGCAGCUCAACGAAAAUGUGAAGCGUACGUUUGUUCCCGUAGAAGGAGUCCCCCAGGCACCCGCGCCGGUCGCUGGGACCGAAGGGACCGGUUCCGAGCUGCCGCGCUCGCUGCAGUUACUCGUCGUCUUGUGGGAGCAGAUUUCCGGGGCCUGCAUGAGGGCCAUCGGGCAGCAGCUCGUGCUUCCCAGCCCGCUCGCGAGCAGCAAGACGUUCCAGCGGCUCGAGCGAGCCAGGGGAGUGGACAGGCGGCGGACGAAGAAGAAGAGAGAGCUGCGGUCCUCCAUCAUAGCGUCCCGCGCGGGACAGCUGAGCGAGGCGAACAGCGGGGAGACCAUGUGCGAACUCUGCGGCACCCUCUGCCCUCACCCCGUCACGUAUCACAUGCGGCAGGCGCAUCCGGGCUGCGGAGACCACGCGGGCGGGAAGGGAUACAACAGCGCCGGGCUAUUCUGCGGCGGCUGGGCUGGCAACUGCGGGGACGGUGGUGUGGCGAGCAGCAGCUGGUACCUCGUCUGCGACCGCUGCCGUGAAAAAUUCCUGCGCCAGAAGCAGCAGAAAAAUUCUCAUCCCAGAGCAACGGCGACCGCGCAUCGCAGGAGCGUCGCCGUCACUGCGGCGCGCGUGCUGUCGCCGAUGCAGGGAGACGUCCACCACAACAUGAAACACAAUGCUCUUUUCCUCCUGGAACUCUCGAGCUCCGCCACAACGUCGCGGUCGAGGCGGAGCGGUGGACUUCCCAGCCUGCUGGAGAAGGAAGGCGGGGUGACGAGCAAUCCCUUCUUGAUACCCGGACAGUUUCAGUGUUUGGACGCACUGGGUGUGCCAAAGGUGGGGUCGCAGUACAUUUUUGGAGAGGAGUACGUGGUGGGCGAGAGCAGUGCCGUCAGUGUGACGACGCCGGAACCGGAUUUCGAGACUUUUGCCUUGACAAACGGCAACGAAGCUGCGGAAGACAGCGUGUUGACGGAAAGAAGCAACGAAGCAGGGUGCAGCAGGGCGCAUGGCAACGGUACGGGAAGCAGGGCAUUUCAUCGUUCCGUGUCCGUCGGAUUGACUCACCUCGACUGGAUACAGAAGGACUCCGUCGAGGCUGCGCCCGAGGCGCGUGCAAGGGUCGUCCCGCGCAAGAGGAACAACAGCAGUGGGAGCGAAGGCAUGUCCUCCAUCCUGUGCCAGCCGUCAGCGGUGCUAACGAAGCUGGUGUCGGCAGAGAGCAAUAGGGCUGCGGUGGACCUCGUCAUGCAGCGGCCAGUCAUGGUCUUUGUACUGCAAAGGCACGACUUGGACAGCUUGCAGCUAGCCAUCCAACAGGCUCUGCGCAAAGCUAGUUGCCGAGUCUAUGCGAUGCAGGCGUUCAACUGGUUGCUUCGUAACGUGACACAGUUAACAUCCCUUCACGAUCUCCUGUGGUGCUUUGUGGCGGCCACUUCACCAGCACCUCCCUGCCCAGACCGUUCAGACGAGGAACUUCCAGAGCAGAAGGAAGAAGCUUCACGAAAGAAAGACUUGGCUGAGUUGGACAAAGAGGCCACCUGCGAACACCCUCUCUCAGACCUCGCACUGGCCGGAGAGGCCUGCUGUGGUCCCCUUCGAGAGUCAUUUCACACACUUCUGCAGACUGUGUCCGAUCUCCUUGUGUUCCUGCCCCCAUGCUCUGCCCUCCAGCAGAUGGCGAUGCAGUGUUGGAGGUUGCGUUUCCACCAGUCAGAUCAUGCAUUCCUCCAUCGCUCUCAUGUUUUCUCCAGUAUAUCUCGCAUCUUAUCUCAUUCCGAAGAGGCUGCAGCUGUUCAGGACGAUUCUCCUGAUUCCGCGGUACAUCCCGAGAGCGAACAAAUGUCCUCUGCAAGUAUAGAGGUCCUCAAAGACGUGACUGCUGUGACAGAGAUUAAGGCGUCUAGUCGUCAAGCGAUGGUGAACAGCCUGACGGAUAAUACGACGGAAACCUUCUGGGAGUCUGGGGACGAGGACCGCAACAAGACAAAAGUACUAACGCUGACGUGCAGCAACCUGGUGAGGCCACGAAUGGUUUGCGUUCACGUGGAUAACUGCAGAGACCUAGCGAACAAAGUGAGCACUAUCACUUUCAAGUCUGGCCUCAACUCCGAGGAAUUAAGAAAGUUGAAGCAGGUGGAAGUAGAGAGUCGCUACACUGGCUGGGCAAGCUGCGUGGUGCCAGACCCAAACCACGGGGUGUUGCGUCUGGAGCUGAGGGGUCCAGACAACAGCCUUAGACUGCGGCAAUUAAAGGUGUUGGGACACCAACCAGGUAUCGCGCAGGGGCUAGCGGGCAACGCGGAACUUCCUGCAGGAGACUGCUGCUCUGCUAGAAUCCAGCAGAAGAACUGCGAAGCCGAAACGCUCAGGGUUUUCCGACUGCUCACCGCACAGGUGUUUGGCAAACUACUAGGGGAAGAAGUGGAAAGUCCAGAAAAGGAGGUGCAGGCGGAAAUGAGUGCUGCAACUAGUCCAGAACGCCUGGACACAAGUAAUGAUCUCAAAGAGCACAUGGUCGGAAUUCUGUUCAGCCGGAGCAAACUGACGCACCUGCAAAAACAAGUAUGCUCCCAUAUUGUGUCCGCAAUCAAGAAAGAAACAUCCCGUGUACGUGACGAGUGGGAAUCCGCCCUGUUGGGCGGCGGUACAAGCGGGGCCAAUCGGGGCGCGGCACCUGGCAGCCCAACCUCAAGAGGUGGAGGUAGAGAGAGCACUCCCGCAGAUACCUAUUGCUUUGAGAUGCUGUCCAUGGUGUUGGCCCUGAGUGGCUCUGCAGUGGGACGGGCCUACCUGUCCCAACAGGCUGGUCUACUGCGAGAUCUCUUCAGUCUUCUCCAUACUGGCUCUGCGAGAGUCCAGAGACAGGUGACGUCUCUGUUACGCCGUGUUCUCCCGGAAGUACCUCCCCCUGUCCUAGCCAAUGUGCUUCAAGUUGGAGGGCUCCCACCGAUGGACUACGGCAUCACGCCCGGCACAUCCGCCACUGCAGCCGCCCCUCCGCUCGACAUGGAACGUGUUGGACUCCUGGACGUGCUCCUCGGCUGCAUUGCCAAGGCGCUCCACGUGCUGACCAAAGUUCGAGGAGGGCGUGGGGUUACGGGGUCGUCCCUGUCGUCAGGGGUGUGCACCAGCAGGCCGAGCGCUCGUUGGUGGCUGCGUGGUUCCGUGUCACCCAUGCUGGCACAAGGAAUCAUACAGUUGUUGAGGGACAUGGCCGGAGGCAAGCUGACAGAGCCCUGGGCAAAGGUCACCAAAGCAGCCAUUGCGGAGAGCAUCCUGAACUUCACUAAACUGGAUGAGAAAUAUCGAACUCCAACAGAGUGUCUCAAGACUCCAACAUUGUGGCUGGCCCUGGCAUCUUUGUGUGUUCUGGAUCAAGACCAUGUGGAACGGUUGUCCUCUGGACAGUGGGUAAGAGGCCGCAGUGAUGGACUUCAGCCACAGCCUCGGCCAACAUGUGACAACCAUGAUGAUGGAGAAACGCCUGCCAUCAUCUCCUGCAAUGUUUGUGGAAACGUCUGUGCAGACUGCGACAGGUUCUUGCACCUUCAUAGGAGAACAAAGUCGCAUCAGCGGCAGGUGUUUAAAGAGGAGGAGGAAGCUAUCAAGGUGGAUCUCCAUGAAGGCUGUGGUCGAACUAAACUGUUUUGGGUGAUGGCCCUAGCUGACUCAAAGACACUCAAGGCUAUUGUUGAAUUCAGGGAAGGCGCCAAAGGCAAGACUACAUCAUCAUCAUCAUCGUCAUCAUCAAACAAUGCCACAUGCCGUUUCUGUGGUGCGCUUGCAAAUGCAGGCCUACUAUCCUUGGGAAAUGUUUGUUCAGAUUGUCAGGAACAUGCAGCUAAUGCCUGUUCGAAGGUUCACCCAUGUGGACACAUGUGUGGAGGCAUCAAGGGCGAGACAACGUGUCUUCCCUGCUUGCAUGGUUGUGGUAAUCCUCAGGGGCUGAGGCAAGAUGCAGAUGACAUGUGCAUGAUUUGUUUCUCUGAAGCUCUCUCCUGUGCACCAGCCAUUCAGCUGACCUGCGGGCACGUAUUUCACCACCACUGCUGUCGAACGGUGCUCUCCAAGAGCUGGACGGGGCCACGCAUCACGUUUGGAUUUUCCCUCUGUCCCAUAUGUAAGGCUUCAAUGGCACACCAUGUGCUACGUGGUUUACUCGAACCAAUCAAAGUGCUCUACGAAGAUGUGAGGAGGAAAGCACUCAUGCGAUUAGAGUACGAAGGCCUUCAUCGAACUGAAGCAAUCACGGUUUCUGGUGGUCGGUUCCACAACGACCCAGCUGGGUUUGCUAUGGAGAGAUACGCGUACUAUGUCUGCUACAAGUGUAAAAAGGCAUACUAUGGUGGUGAAGUUCGCUGUGACAUCGAAGCGGGCCCCAUUGAUGAAUACGAUCCGACGGAGCUUGUUUGUGGAGCCUGUUCUGAUGUUUCGAGGGCACAGAUGUGUCCAAAGCACGGGACAGAUUUCCUGGAGUACAAGUGCCGCUACUGCUGCUCUGUGGCUGUGUUUUUCUGCUUCGGAACAACACAUUUCUGCAAUGCGUGUCACGACGACUUUCAACGGGUUGCCAAUCUUCCAAAGCAUGAGCUGCCUCACUGCCCAGCAGGACCAAAGGCUAAACAGCUGGAAGGUGAAGAAUGUCCACUACACGUAAAGCACCCACCUACAGGAGAGGAGUUUGCUCUAGGCUGUGGGGUUUGCCGGAAUGCUCACACUUUUUAAAGCGAGACUCGUAUGAAUAGAAGGAAAUGCUAGUCGCCAAAAUGAAAGAGAAGGCUCUUGUGCUCUAUGUGUCUGUGAUCUGUCGUAUAAAAGGGUAUUAUAUGUUUGAA